AUGGUGGCCUCGGACCCUAUCAUCCUUCCUACAUGUCUUCUCGAAGUGAAAGACGACCUAUCGAUUGCGCGUUUACCACAUCCCAGGACGCGUCUGCCAGCACUCUUUGCCAUCAGAGCUGGACAGGGGAUCUGGGAGAUCCAGUCCGUCGUCUCGCCGCCCACCUCGGGACGAUCAUGGUUCUUUGAGCCGAUCCGGGAGGACCAGCCCGAUCAAUUAAUCAGCCAACAAGCUGGUCGUCUGCUCGUCGUCACCCCCUUCGACCCUUUCUUCCUUCUACUCGGACUCUUCCUCGGACAGGCCCAGUCAGAUGAACAGCACAAUCCGUUUGCAAUCGACAAGAAGAACGGCGACCAUCGUGCUCGCUUUGAAGAAAUAGAAACCAUUCUCGAACGGGCACAGGCACAUUGGUUGUUUGCGGAGAGUGCGGAGGGCCCAACUGCUGGUGAUGUCGAGCUCUUCACGAACGAAGCCUUCCACGACAAACACCUCACUAGGAUUUUCGCCCCUCUUCACCAGGAAGAGCAAGGGUGUACGCUGUGGCGUCUUGAAGGCGAACGAAUUGUACAGGAGAUUGAACGCAAGAUCGAUCACCUUGCCUCCGCCGGCCUGGAAGCGGGACGCGAUGCCCGUACCAUCUGGACUCGACUUGGAUCUAAGGAGGGCCUCUUUGAUUUUGAGCAGACUCCGAAUAACUUAUCUAUCAUCAAGGACAUCUACAACAAAAUCGCUCUUGAAAUAAUUCAGGCCUAUCUUCCAAGUACAAUCAGCGAGCAUCUCCGUGGCAUGGAUAAGUAUGCGUUUGCAGCUUUGAAGAAGGAGAAGGAGAAGCAGGCGCAACGCUCGAUGAUCAAUCCGCUUGAGAUCGGGCGGGGCUCUCAAGGGUCAGAAGCCAAGACCACCAAAGGCUCCGCCAAGCCUCCCCCUGCGAAGAGGAAGAAGGCCGACGACAGUCUUAAACCUCCGCCCAAAAUUACCCUUCACCAGUUCUUUCCACCUCAAGCCCCUUGA
Messenger RNA from Puccinia triticina, 1011 nucleotides. RefSeq lists its product as uncharacterized. Lineage: Eukaryota; Fungi; Basidiomycota; Pucciniomycetes; Pucciniales; Pucciniaceae. The record is from RefSeq and is a predicted model, not a curated record. Gene Ontology annotation, biological process: RNA catabolic process; ribonucleotide metabolic process. Gene Ontology annotation, cellular component: nucleoplasm; ribonuclease H2 complex. The transcript has 4 exons. Bases 1 to 1011 code for a protein of 336 amino acids.